Fukomys damarensis (Damara mole-rat) is the source of this 2855-nucleotide messenger RNA. It is a transcript of the gene Rrp15, whose product is annotated as ribosomal RNA processing 15 homolog. Lineage: Eukaryota; Metazoa; Chordata; Mammalia; Rodentia; Bathyergidae. Gene Ontology annotation, cellular component: preribosome, large subunit precursor. The record is from RefSeq and is a predicted model, not a curated record. The transcript is spliced from 5 exons. Gene Ontology annotation, biological process: maturation of LSU-rRNA; maturation of 5.8S rRNA. The coding region runs from base 41 to 883 and encodes 280 amino acids.
UCUCCGUACAACUCUUGAUGAUCACUUCCGGCUAGGCAAGAUGGCUGCGGCCAUGCAAGAUUCACGUGUACGUGCGGGGAAAAAGCUGAAGAAGUCCCUGAAAAAGAAGAAGAUGAAAAUGGUAUCCGGAGCUGCGGCCUCAGAGCUGGACGAUGAGGUCAAAGAGGCUUCGGACGGCGGAGGCUCUUCGGGAAGCUGUGGGCUGUCGGAUGAUGAAGCAGUGGAGGCAGACAACGAGGAGGAUGCUGAGCCCCGUGACGGAGAAGACAAAAACGCUGCAGACCCCGGCCUUGGCACCAAUACAGGCUGGGCAGACGCCAUGGCCAAAAUCCUUAAUAAGGAAACUCCUAAAAGUAAACCUACCAUUCUCAUCAAAAACAAAGAGCUGGAAAAGGAAAAAGAGAAGUUGAAGCAAGAAAGACUAGAGAAAAGAAAACAGCUUGAUAAGAAGCGAGAGUGGGAAAUGAUGUGUAGAGCAAAGCCAGAUGUUGUCCAAGACAAAGACACAGAGAGGAACCUUCAGAGAAUUGCAACGAGGGGUGUGGUGCAGUUAUUUAAUGCUGUUCAGAAACACCAAAAGAAUGUUGAUGAAAAGGUUAAAGAGGCAGGAGGCUCUGCUAGAAAGCGUGCUAAGUUGGUAUCAAGUGUUUCCAAGAGAGAUUUCAUCAGUGUUCUCAGAGGAAUGGAUGGAACUACAAAUGAGAAGAGUUCGACUGGAAAGAACCCAAAGGCCAAACAGACCGAAGUGAACUCAGAAGAGGGCCCAGGGUGGAGCAUUCUGCGUGAUGACUUCAUGAUGGGAGCGUCCAUGAAGGACUGGGACAGGGAGAGCGAUGGCCCGGAUGACAGCCGCGCGGGGCCCGCCGGUGCCCCUGACACGUGAAGUGGUGCCCUGCACACGCAUGCUUUGUCCUCCAAGGUGGGGCACUGCGAGGAGCCGUCCUCGAAAGUCCCUCUGUUUAUGUGAGCUGUCUCAAAUGACUGUAUUGUCAACUUUUAUAUAGUUGUGAUUUUACUCCAAGCAUUUGUAAAAAGAAAUAUUUCUGCUUGACAAUAUUUUCAUUUUUCUAGGGUCACGGUGUGUUUACACACCCUGACCACGGACAGCAGUGCGGUUUUAGUAUCACUGGUGUUUCAAGACAUGCAGCUCCAAUCAGAAUUAAAAUGAACUCUUAGAGGUUGAUGUUUUUCUGCCUUCCAACUCAUGGACUUAUGUCUGUAACUUGUUGAAAUAAUUGGGGGUAGUUUGUUUAUUUGUUUGGUAUAGUAAACGGGAGAAAACCAAUGUAGUAAAUUUUUAAAAUAAUAGUAUUUCUGACUUUGGGUGUUGAUUUUAAUUUUUGAUUAAUGGUAAACCUCAUUUAGGAUAUUACCUCCUUUUUAUACUGUACUAAGUAAUAUAAUGACUGAUGGUUUAAGUGUUGGGUUGUCAUUACAUUGGAGAAAUAGAAUUUUAGACUCUUUUUUGCCCUGAAAUAAUUGGUUUUGCUUAAAUUCUCUUUGGGUGGUCCAACCAGGAAAGUGAUACAGUCUGAAAACAAUCUAUAUCAAAUAUUGCUCCUAAUUUGAGACUUGCUUUCAUAUUGCUGGCUUAAAAUUUGUUAAAUUGGGUAUCCUUUAGUAUUUAGUUGUUAAACAGAAAGAGAAGUGAACUGAGACUAAUAUCAUCCCAAAAUAAGUGGGAAACUGCCCAAGUUUGUAUAGGAAUUAAUCAGUAAAUAUAAUCUAUUCCUGCUUGAAAAAGCUCCAUCCCUUCUCUCCCCCUCCACCCAGUUGUAGCCCUUGGGUCUGUUACACACUGAAGGAUAGUCCUACUCCAGAAACAAUGUUCCGGAGCAGAGAUGUUUACCUUUUCCAACCCAUUUGAGUGUCAUAAGUAUUAUAAGACUAAAGUUAAAUUAGCCCAUAGCCUGGUAUUUGUUAUCAUAAAGGACAGUGUAUACUCAAGAUAUCAAGUGGUUAAAACAACAAAGUUUGAAAUGCAUUUUUCUAUUUAUCCUAACUCUUGAACACUAGUGUCUGUCUUAUUAAAUUACAGAACCACCAUUUUGGCAUUUUAAUAUAAAUAAAUGUGAACAAAUAUUCCUCAGUCAUGCAGGACUAUAUUAUUGUGUUAAAUAUCCUGGUACAACUUCAUAUAGGUAAAUAUUUCAGUAUAAGUUAACACAUACUGUCUUUGAAUCAUAUAGUUUUGCAAAAUUUAUACAGUGUUAAAAAUGAGUAAAUAACUUCUUGUUUACUAAAAAGUAGUUUUGAAAAACAUACUUUUUGUUUGUUACUUUCCUACCAGGGAUCAAAUUCAGGAUCUUGCACUUGCGAGGCAGGCGGUGGCACCACUGAGCUAAAUCCCUGGCCCUCAUACUUGUAUUUUAUAGUCCUUUAUUUGACUAGGAAAAUUGAAAAAGAUUUUCAAAUUGAAAAUAAGGAAGAGAAUAUUUGCAAAUUUUCUUCUUUCAGAAAUGAUUUUGUUCCAACAUAAAAUUGGAUAGCCAGUUGGAUCUCUUGUAAAAAGGGUGAAAGUUAUCAUUUGUGUUAGAAGGCCAUGAAUUUUUGCUAUAUAGUUGAAAUGUCUUCUAUUAAUAUUUCUGCAUCUUGUGCUGGGUUAUUUAGUUCAGUGGUUCUGCCACCUGCCUCAAAAGUGUAAUGUCCUGUGUUCAAUCCCCGGUACCAACAAAAAUUUUCUAUGUCUUGACUACAAAAAUUUUUAAGCAAAAAAUUAUGUGACUCUAAAGAUGAACAUAUUAGUUCAGAAACUAAGUAUGUAUCUUUGGAUGAAUGUUUCAAAUUGUUUACUUCUAUUACUGCUAUCCUAAAUAUAUAAAACAGCCGGGGAUUUAGCUCAGUGGUUCCACCGC